Symbiodinium necroappetens is the source of this 786-nucleotide messenger RNA. Lineage: Eukaryota; Dinophyceae; Suessiales; Symbiodiniaceae. The record is from the annotation of a GenBank genome assembly.
GCACCAAGCCUAUCAACUUCUCAAGUGGCCGUCCCGGUCCCUCCAUCCUCUCUCCAAAUUGCUGUGGCGGCCGGCGGUCGCCCAGAGUUCGAGGCCAUGAUCAAGUCUUCCAAGCCGGCGUCCUUCAGCAGCGGCAUCAUGCUCUCCAGGAGCGAAGCGCAGCGUCAGAAGGGCGAUGAGCUGCGGAUGCGCGCAGCGGGUAUCGACCCCACAAAGGUGGACGAGCAGUGGGCCGGAGAGGUAAUGUCGAGGAGGCAGAAGAAAGAAGCUAAGGUAGAUGAGGAGCAGGAGAGAGAAAAGAAAGAGGCAUCCGAUCUUCCGAUGGAGAAAAGUGAGGUUGUUGGAAAGAAGCCCGAUGGGCGGCUGAAGUGGCUGCACAAGGCGCUUGUCCUCGCCUCCAAGGGCCGAAUCCCUGCUCCAGCCAUCUACGACAUCGUGCAAUCCUCGAAGUUCACGCAAGGCGUCGGCUCCAAGGUGGGCAUGCAGAUGAAGGGCCUCGUGCUGGCCAACCUCCAUCUCUUCAAGAAGGAGCAGCAGAAGAGCCUGCAAAACGGAAGGCUGAUGGACUUCUCUGGUGCCGGUGGCAGCGAGUCACGAAGUCCUUCGCCAAAGAAGCGAAAGAAGGAGAAGGAUCGCUCGGAUGAAGAGGACAGGGAGCGGGACGAGGCUAAACCCAAGAAAAGUAAGAAGGACAAGGACAAGGCCAAGGAUGUGGAAGAUGGCCAUUUCGACAAGAGCGAGGUGGCCAGCAAGAAGCCCUCCAGCCGACUGCGGUGGUUGCACGAG